AUGUUUCAUUUAUACGAACUGUUAAUGUUUUUUUUAAGACAUCCAAGAGAUGAAUAUGAUGAAGAAUUUUUAGGUCCUAUAUUUAUGCAUUUUUAUGAUAAAAAUUAUUAUAGGAAAGAUUUAAUUAUAAAAAAUCGAAGAGGAGAGAAAUUAAAAUGUUCUUUUUUCACACCUUUUAAUUAUAAUGAGAACACACCUUGUGUUAUAUAUACACAUUCUGCAAGUAGUUGUCAAUUAGAAGUUUUGGAUAUACUACAUAUUCUUUUAUUAUGUGAAUGUUCUAUAUUUUCCUAUGAUUGUUCAGGUUGUGGUUUAUCAGAUGGAUAUUAUUCUACUAAGGGUUGGAAUGAAUCUCAAGAUUUAUAUUUGAUAUUAAAUCAUUUACAUAAUGUAGAAAAGAUAAAAAAUUUUGUUUUAUGGGGAAAAUAUUCCGGUGCUGUAACUUCAAUAAUAGCAGCAGCCUUGUAUGGAAAUAUAAAAUUGUUGAUUCUGGACUCACCAUAUGUAUCUUUAAUUGAAUUAUAUAAAACAACAUUUCACUUGAACGCUAAGAAAAAAGGAGAGAUAUUUUUUAAAAAUGUCUGUUUAUAUUUAGUAAGAAAACAAAUUAAAAAGAAGUUCCAUUAUGAUAUAAAUAAUGUGUGCCCAAUAUUUUUUAUUGAAGAUAUUACAAUACCUACAAUUUAUAUUAUUUCAAAAAACGAUAAAAUAGUACAUCCUGUUCAUUCUUUAUAUUUUGCAUAUAAACAACAAAAAGCAUAUAAAAUUUUUUUUAUAUCAGAAUCUUCAACUCAAACAUAUGAAAAUUUUUCUUAUGAAAAUAAAUUAACUAUAGCUAUUAAAACCAUAUUAUAUGGAUACUCUAUUAAUAGUAUAGAAUUUAAAAAAGUCUUUGAUGUAUAUGCUUAUUGGAAAUUAUUUUAUAGUUUGAAAGAUAAGUAUGAAAAUGAAUUUGAUUUUAUUGAUAAAUUAAUAACAAAAAAAUUAAAUCAAAAAAAUAAAAUUAUUAAAAAUGUUAAAAAGUUUAUUCUAUUCAAGUAUGAAUCCAAGUCUUCCUUAAACUCAUCAACCCAGUCAACUAUGGAUUCCAUUAGAGAAUUCAAUACGAAUAAGGAAUAUUCUCAUGACAAAUUAUUCGCAGAAAAUAAAUGUGAAAACUAUAAUAUUGACCAAUAUAAGCAUUCUGGAAAUAUUAGUGAAUGCUUAUUUUCUGAUAUCGAUAUUAUGACAGUUGAUCAUAACGUUACCACCAAUACUUUUAAAGAUAAACUUUUGAAUAAUUUACAUAACUUUAAUCAAACAUAUGGAAAUAUUGAAGAACAACAAAAAGAAUCGGAAUUAUUACACAUGCAAAGCGCAAGGAGUUCUUUAAAAUCAAAGAAAAAUACAUAUAAAAAAUCUUUAACAUGGGAUAGCAAACUUCAGAGUUCCAUUACUUAUUUCAAAGAAGAUUGUCCAUUUCAAUUGUUAAAGAAUGAUUAA
Plasmodium gaboni is the source of this 1482-nucleotide messenger RNA. RefSeq names its product putative alpha/beta hydrolase. The record is from RefSeq and is a predicted model, not a curated record. NCBI's taxonomy places the organism in Eukaryota, Apicomplexa, Aconoidasida, Haemosporida, Plasmodiidae. The coding region runs from base 1 to 1482 and encodes 493 amino acids. The transcript is spliced from 5 exons.